This is a messenger RNA of Calypte anna (Anna's hummingbird), 4162 nucleotides long. RefSeq names its product cytokine receptor like factor 3 (gene CRLF3). Bases 63 to 1382 code for a protein of 439 amino acids. The transcript is spliced from 8 exons. NCBI's taxonomy places the organism in Eukaryota, Metazoa, Chordata, Aves, Apodiformes, Trochilidae. Gene Ontology annotation, molecular function: protein binding. The record is from RefSeq and is a predicted model, not a curated record.
GUGCGGCCCUUCCGGGGACAGUCCCGCCCCGUCCCGCCGGCUCCCCGCCGCCGCGGCUGCCCAUGGAGGCCGAGGCCGAGGCGCGGCUCCUCUUGCAGGAGGCUCGGGAGAGCAUCGAGGCGGCGCGAAGCUACCGGCGGGAGCUGGAGCUGAGGCUGCGGGGGCUGCACCAGGCGCGGCAGCAGAUCAGAGAAAGUGCCACAUUGACCAGAGAUGUACUUGAGCAACAUUUUAAUGAUUUGAAAGGGACCCUAAGGAAGCUGUUGGAUGAGCGACUGAUGUCAUUGCUGCAGGAAGUGGAUGUUAUAGAACAAGACAGCAUCAAACCCUUGGAUGAGUGCCAGAAGCUAAUAGAGCAUGGAGUCAGCACAGCUGAUGAUCUGCUCCGGGAAGGAGAGAGUGCAGUCCAUGGAGAUGUGGGACAACAGAAUGAAAAACUUUGCAGCUUUACAAAAAAAGCUUUACAUAUUCAGCUAGAUAGCUUGCCAGAAGUGCCCUCCUUGGUUGAUGUGCCUUGUUUAUCUGCCCAGCUGGAUGACUGCCUUCUUACUAUCCUGAGAAAUCAAAUAUUCAGACAUGGAACUGUGGCAUCUCGCCCACCUGUACAGCUGGAGGAAUUUGUGGAGAAGCCUGGUGGUAUUUUGGUCCGAUGGUGUAAGGUGGAUGAUGACUUUAUACCCCAAGAUUACAGACUGCAGUAUCGUAAGAGUAGUGCCAGUCACUUUGAAGAUGUCUAUGUUGGCUCAGAGACAGAGUUCAUAGUGCUGCACAUAGAUCCAAAUGUUGAUUACCAGUUCAGAGUCUGUGCCCGAGGAGAUGGACGGCAGGAGUGGAGCCCCUGGAGUGUUCCUCAGAUGGGUCGGACCACCCUGGUUCCCCACGAAUGGACAACUGGUUUGGAGGGUUACAGCUUGAGCAGUCGAAGAAACAUAGCCCUAAGGAAUGAUUCUCAGUCGUGUGGUGUGCUCUACUCCAAAGCUCCUACUUAUUUUUGUGGACAGACAUUAACGUUCAGAAUUGAAACUGUGGGACAGCCAGACAGACGAGACAGCCUGGGAGUGUGUGUGGAGCAGUGGAACGGAUACGAUUCUUUGCAGAGGGAUAAAGCUGUGUGCAUCAGCACAAAUGGGGCAGUAUUUGUAAAUGGAAAGGAGAUGACAAACCAACUGCCUGCUGUCACUUCUGGAUCAACUGUGACGUUUGACAUGGAAGUGGUGCAGUUAGGGCCUUGCAGCACUGAGGGAGGAAACUUCAAGAUUAGAGUAACCAUUAGCUCUAACAACAGAGAAGUGGUCUUUGACUGGGCACUCGACCAGUGCUGUGUCUCUUUGUAUUUUGGAUGUUCAUUUUUAUACCCAGGCUGGAAAGUUUUGGUGUUCUAGCAGUAAGUAAAGGGAUUUUUGUUCUUGCUGUAAAAUCAUAAUGCUAAAACCUGGGUUUCCAGCUGUUUGACAUCAACAACCUGUUAACAGAAAUCUUUUUUGUACUACUUGAACUCUACAAUGUUGUACUUCCUACUGGAUUCAUUUCAAAAAAAUAAUUGUGAAACAUUGGAUUUGUUACUCUGGAAAAAGUUAGAAACAGGCAUCUGCAUAGGCAAAUAAGUUCAAGCAGGCCAAAAGGCCUUUCCCUUUUUUCCUUCAGGCUUGAUUUUUGUCAGUAUUUCAUUGUACUCUAGUCUCAGGGUACAUGUGUGUUGUGUGGAAUUAACUUUGCUUAAUGCUGCUGUUCUGUGAAAUAAGCCUGUUAGGGGGGUGGAGGAGUGGUAAUGGACCAAAGUUUUAUUUAUACCACUCCUAAAAGAGCAAAGUAUUUAGAGCAGUGAUGUCCUGCUGUGCUUUCUUGUCCCCAGUGCUGCCUGAGCUGUAUGAAUGGACAGUGGGUUCUGCACACAAAGCUUCCCCUCACGGUACUGUUCAUUCCUCCAGAGCAAGGAUGUCUGAGCCAUAAUGUCUGGUUAAAGAUGUAGCUGGUCUGUCCAUGUCUCACCUAAGUGCCUUAUUACCAGAUAUUUCUUCCAGCUGUUUUCUGUCUUGUCACUUGGAAUGUAUUUUCUAGAGUAGUUGCACAGUGAUGCUUACAGCAGCGUAAGGCGGACGCUCGCCCCAGCCCAGGCCCAUCCCUGGAGCAGGAGUUUUCCUCAUCUGUUCCCAGUGGCUUCCCUGGAUCCCAUGUACCAUGAGCCUGCCUCCCAGCAAGUCUGAGCAUUCAGGACUGAGGCACAACAAGCAGAUGGCAGCUGCCAUUCCUCACAGAGUCCUCCUGAGACUUACAGACAAUCUUCCUCCUGUUGUCCAGCAGAAAACAGGGAACUGCUGUUCUGAUGUGCAGGAUUCCUGGGAAUCCCAGUGUGGUUCCUAGAGAGGAGCACAGGUGUGGUUCCAGCAUGGGGAGGGACUGGGCCACCCCCACAAGGUGGGGAUGCUGCUGGAGAUCCACCCUGGGAGGUGGGCUUUGAGUUUGGGCUCAAGGCAGACCCUGCAGGCACAGAUUUACCCCAUGGAAGUCAAAAUGCAGCAGAUGGGGGCAAUUGAGCUCUGCUCCAGCAAGGUGAAUGGGGUAAAAAGUUAGGAUUAAUUAAUUGACCUUGAAUUCACAAGUUGUGCAAAGUUACCACUAUUUCCAGUAAGGAGCAACUAAGAUUUAGAAAGAGCUCAGCACAGAGAGCCUGUGCCUUAUUAAAGAUUGUAAUACUACUGGAUUUAAAGAAUAUUUUAAAGGAAUGCUCACUGAGGGCCUUAAAAGGGGCAUUCUUAGAUCAAGGUCAAUUAAAAUUAAAUAUAUUUUAGCAGAUUAGAAUAGCAGUAUUUUUAUAAAACCUAGACAAUCAUUCUGCCCCUUUUCCCUCAGUGUCAGCAUAGUAUAUUUAACCUUCUAUGCCAGCAUAAAAAGGGUAUUGGAUUAAUAUCCCCCAUACUCACAUGGGUCAUAGAAACAGAUGUCACCUGCCUGCAUUUUUUUUCCUCAAGCAUCUGCAGUUGGGGUUCUUGAACUUCAGAAGAGGAGAAUGGUGGUUGAGACAUUAUUUAAAAAAAAAUUAGUAGAUUCAGAUGAAUGCAGAAUAGUUGCACAUUUUAGUAAGGUGGGAAUUUACUGUAAAACAUGAAGUGAGGAAGACUGGAUGCCUGCAGGUAACAUAAUCCAGUGUUAGCAACAGAAAGCCUGCAGGGUUCUGUUUUUCAAGCUUAACUAUUUCAUUAGUAGGGAGAGAAUACUUGCUUAUCCUGUACUUUCAAGUGUUCCAUUGAAUUAUCCUGUGAAGAAUAUUUUCAAUACUUUAAAAAUAGUUAUUUUCCUAUAGCCAAGAAGGUAGAGAUGAUCAAACAGUAUCAGUCCUGUUUAGAGAAGGUCAGGCUGGCACUCCAGUGAACAACUGACUUAAGUCUUGCUCCCUGGAGUAGUGCUGGUAAUUUUACACACUUCAGGUGUCAGGUACUUGCUGUAACUUAAUCCUUUUUCCAUAUGGAAGCUAAACUUGUGAAUACCAACACUUCUGAGGUACCAACAGGUCAGGUACCUUUACAUGUGCUUCAGAGGGGCUUUGCCUGCCUGUUGAUCCUGCAGAACUUACACUUGCAUAUUAGAAAAUAAAGUUUAAGCCUUGAAUUCAGGUACUCCAAGGAUGGUAAAGCCUCAGCAGUGCAGAAGAUACAAAGCAGCUUCAGAUGACUGUGAAGGGCCACAGGAGGCCCCUAUGGCUCCCCCUGAGCUGAGGAUAGCCAGAGAAGUCUUGAGUUUUGUGGUGAAAAAGGGCAACUUGCCACUCCUGGGUUGUUGUUUUGGUAUUUUAUGGGUUGGUUAUUUUUUUAGUUUUAUUUUAAAGCUUAAGCCUGGCUGUCUAGAACACAAAUUAGGUACUGUCCAGCCACCUCUUGGAGCUGCACCUUUUCAACCUGGGAGGGGUGAAGUCUCAGGGCAAGAGACCUGAGUAAUAAAGUAACAAAAUAUGCAAAGAAUCAGGAGAGGCUUGAAUAAAGAGGUUGAAAUUCUGUUCUUCCACAGCAGUUUAUCUAGAUAGAAAACUUGACACUUCCUUUACAAUUUUUCACCUCUGUGUAUUGGAGCCUUGCAAGCAACAGAAAGUUAACUGCUUAUGAAGUCCAGUCCUGAAAGUUUUCUUAAGCUAGUGCAUUCACUUACCUCAACUAAGACUUAUGUGUCA